This is a messenger RNA of Apis mellifera (honey bee), 3818 nucleotides long. RefSeq lists its product as uncharacterized. The record is from RefSeq and is a predicted model, not a curated record. The transcript is spliced from 6 exons. NCBI's taxonomy places the organism in Eukaryota, Metazoa, Arthropoda, Insecta, Hymenoptera, Apidae. The coding region runs from base 1645 to 2184 and encodes 179 amino acids.
GGGACGUUCUGGCAAUACACGAGCGAGGCACGUAGCGUCCGAUUCAGUCUGCAUCCGACCGCCGCGAGUGUCGCGUCGCGAAGCAGUGGUCAAAUUUCGGGGGGGACACGAGACUCCGAUACGAGUCAGUUCGUGCGAGUGAUCGUGAUACGACACCACGGUCUUUUAUCCCGUGUCUAAGCGGGCAUUUAUUAUUCAUAUUUUCUUGAAUCGUGAUUUGUAAUAAAAGAAAGGAAAAAUUAGUGAGAAAUCACAGUUGCGUGUAUUGGUGUUAGAGAAAGAAAGAAAGAGCAGGUCACUGAACGACCAUACGAAGGUAGGAAGAGGGAGAGAGAAAAAUAAAAGACAGACAGAGAAGGAUUUUCGUCGCGACAUAUACACACGUAUAUACACGUGCGAAAGCGAGGAGAGACGUGAAACACGCGCGUGCGCACCCGCGUAACACAUAUACACAUAUAAGAAAGAGAGAGAGCAAGAAAGAGAUAACGAAGACACGGCGCAGGAAGAGGCAAGAGAAUCAGUGACACUGGGAGGGUCGGGUAUUCCUCGUGCAAAACCGCCACCGGAAUAUAUGUCGUGAGUGUGCGACCGAAGAUCCGCGGAUAGAGGCCGGCGAUAGUGCGUGCAGAGCUUUGAGAAGCAAAAAAAAAAGCAAAGACUCCGGGUGAAAAGCAAUGCGGGUUCAUUGACUGCGUGCCGCGCAAUGGCUGCAUGUUCGUGGCCGAUGCACAGUGCAUGUGUGACAGGAGCUACGAGGAGGACGACGCCGAGGACGACGAGGUCGAAGAUACCGGCUACGGCCAACAUCGAACUCAAGACCUACUGAAAUUCUGUUCGAAUUCUGUAUGUGAUCGAGGACUCGAGGGCUAUCUUGAUCAAAACUGCGAUAACAACGAGAAACAUUGGAAUUUUUCGUGCUUUUUACGUAAGUGAACUCGGCCACUACUGGACUUCAACAAAAUUCUGCGCAUCCAUUUGCAGAUAUGAUUUUAAUUUAUCAGGAUACACUAAUGAACACUUGAUCAACGUUUUCUUACAAAUCUUCGUAAAGUUUUAAUAGUCUCUUCUGAAUUUUACCAAAGACACGAGAAUCCUGAGACAGACUUUAAUCCAGUUAAAUUAUCUUUAAGAAGAAAAAAAGAAGAAAAGAAGAGAAAAGAAAAGAAAAGAAAAGGUUAUUUGCUUCUCAAUUGUGCUUCGUGCACCAAAUUUAUCUAACAUAAAUCUUCGCUUACCAAUUUUAUCCGGACUUAAUGCUUGCGACCAGGUGUUUGGACAGAAAAUCGGCACGAAGUCGCGGCAAUACCUGGGAAAAAUGUUCAUUUGCUGACGAUUGGCAGCAAAAGCAAGCAGAUCGCGGUGGUGAAUCGUCGUUGAGGAUCGCGUCGGACGUGUUGAGGUGGCGGGACUUAGGUGAGGAUAUUCCGUCGCGUUUGACGUCGUUGUCGUCGUCGUGGUGCGUUGUUCAGCCCGUGGUUCGGCAGUGAGAGAAAGAUAAGAGGGAGAGGCGGGCAGCUAUAACCGGCAACCACACGGUGGACAUGAUUAUUUCAAAGGAUCUGUUCCUCUUUGGCGACCAAGAUUACCUGCGCCUUCCCAGCAACGAGAAGCGCCAGCAACGGGCAAUGGGCCGACCGAUCAUCAAUGCUCCCAGGUAAGAAUCCGACACACGGAAAUUUUGCAUUAACGUCUUCAUCAUCGAUAACGAGUAAGAACGCGUUGCCUAUUCUAUCCUAUUUGAAGUUGUCUCAUCGUUCUCGACAUUUUCAUACAGACGACGAUCUCGAAUAUCGUCUUCCUGCGUAUAUUGAAAACGUAUCCGCACGAUGUAUUCCGAAACGUGGAGGAGGGAAUUUGGAGGAGGAGAUCUGGCCAAUUCCAAGCCUGGAAGGAUCGAGAGAUCUCGAGUAUCGAGGCAGAAGGAAGGUUAUCGUGCUCGAUCCAAAGGAUCCCUGUGUGUCAACGGAGGAGGAAUCGGCGGCUGCGUCCUAUUUCGAUCGAGUGGCCGGCCGCCAUGUUGGAGAUAACGAGGCCCUCGGCAGUGCCAGCGACGCCGAUCAUCGAUCCUGCGACAACUACGGAGAAACUCGAUUACGAAGAUUGACGUUCACCGGCAGCAACUUUCCAAGAAUUCCAGGCACGUUAAGAGGCAGAAAUACCGAUAUAUUGAAACGGGUUAAAUGAUAAUCAGAGACCGUGGGAGUGGUAGUUCCUCGAGGGUGCGCCUCGGUUGUUGUACUCUCAAAGAGAGACGACUGACCGCGGUCGCCAUUUCGGCUAAUUUUUUUCCUUUCUUUUUACUGGGUUAAAACCACAUUGUUGCGGUCAUCCAGUACUGUUUUUUGGUAAAUUAUCGUAUUGCCGGUAGUGUUGCACGCGGAUUCAGAAUCGGAAUCGAUUUUUGUAUCUUUUGAUCCUCGAGCGAAUCGAUAGAUAUUUUAGAAAAUACGAUACGAUUCGAGUUUUCUUCGUAAAUUAAAAUCUUUUCGAUUCUGUUAAAAAUCGUGUAAUGUUUUGUCUUAUUCGAGUUAAUCUUAAAUCGAGAUAUUUAUUUUAUAUUCAAUUUUUAAUGGGUUUUCUUCUAUUUCUUCUUUUUUCUUUCUGUUGGCUUAUUUUCGUGUUUGAUUCGUUCAGAAAAAAAAUAAUUUUUUUAACCUUAAAAUAAGCGUGACAAUAGAGUUGAAUCAGUUUUGUAAAAUUGAAGUUUCAAUUUUUGUUUCGUGAAAAAAUGUGGAGGGAAUCGAUAAGUGAGAAUAUUUAGAAACGACACGGAAUACUUCGAUUGAGUUCAAGUGUUUUUUGCAACUAAAAAGUUUUUUAACUUUAAGUUUUUUUUCUUCUGAUAAUUAGAGUAAAACGUAUAAUUAUUCUAUUUUUAAAUCAAAGUAAUGUUCUUUGGAUAUUCUUAGUGCUGAAGUCUAAAUAGUUGUUGAAAAAAUGUUCUGUAACAUUUUCGUAAAUUGUAGCUCUGAACUUGGAUCUUGUAAAAAAUAUAUGGUACGUUAUAUUUUAUGGUUAAUUGAGAGAGAGAAAAAAUAAGCGCAACUCUUUACAGCGUUGGAUAUUUUAUUAUUUAGGUUAAUUAUCAAGAUGUAAAUGGAAAUGUAUUAUGUUUCUUCCAGAUCUUUGAUGAAUUAGGAUGGAAUGUGUAUAAUGCUUUAUAACGUUGCAUGAUGUGUCGUAACCCUAUAUUUCCACGUUUUUAGUUAUCAAUCUGAUUAGAAAAUAUGUGUAUAAUGUGAUCCACAUUGUAAUGUUGAAGAAUAUUGUAAAUAGGACGAUGUAGAUGAAUAAUUUAUACGAUAUAUUGCUAUGUUUAUAAUUAUGUUGACGAUUCUUCUAAUUGCAUAAACAUAUUAUAAAUAAAUAAAAAUUAAUAUUACUUAAUUUUAUAUAUAAUUUUAUAUAAUUUUAUAUACUUAAAUUUAUUUCGAUUGUAUAAAGAUUAUCAUAUAUGUGUGAAUAUAUGUUAUAUUAUUCAAUCUGUAAUUAUAAAUCAUAAUACAAUAUUAUAAUAUUAAAAAUUGUAUUAUCGUAGUUUUUAAAAAGAAAUUAAAAAAGAAUUUUAGAAACAAGAAUUUUGAAUCGAAAAGCGACUUAAACGCCCUCACUUCGACGCGUCAUUCUUUAUAAAGUUAACCUGUUGAUUAAGAAGAAUAUGGUUGUGCGUAUUACGUGGAUUAUUUGUAGUUUUGUUAUAAUUUGUGUUGUGCCAGUGAUUUUUCUUUCUAUGUAGACACAAAUGUACAUUAAUUUCGUAUCAUUUUUCACAAUUUCAACGUGUCAACUUGUAAAGAUAAACUCAUUACGUUUGUCAU